Fusarium musae is the source of this 1257-nucleotide messenger RNA. RefSeq lists its product as uncharacterized. Lineage: Eukaryota; Fungi; Ascomycota; Sordariomycetes; Hypocreales; Nectriaceae. The record is from RefSeq and is a predicted model, not a curated record. The transcript is spliced from 2 exons. Bases 1 to 1257 code for a protein of 418 amino acids.
AUGAGCAACGCCUCUGCUGAUCCCGUUGGAAGCACCUCCUGGAUCGGAACUGAUGCCUACGAUCCAGGCGACGAGCUGCACGAUCGAGCCCUGGCAGCCCUCGACAAGCUCAACUGGGAUCAUCUUUUGUCCCUUUCCUCAGCGCUCAACAAUGGAGUUCCUUGCACCUUCAGCCAGAAGUUUUCCAUCGGCCACUUCAACAUGGUUCGCCGCAUUGACUUCACCGACGGCACCAGCUGGGUUGCCAGGGUGAGACUCCCAGAGCUCCGCACCGUGUUCGGCGACCGCGAAGUCCUCGAUGUGGCCAGCACUCUCAAUGUUGAAGUCUCGAGCAUGAAGUUCUUCAAGGCCAAGACCUCGAUUCCCGUCCCUGCAGUUCAUUCCUACAGCGUUGAUACGAACAACGAGGUUGGCGCCCCGUACAUCCUCAUGGAUUACAUUCACGGAACUGUCGCCACGGAAUUACGAGAUGCAAAUGAAUACGAGGGUGGACUCUUCGGCAUGCCAGACCAAGAUCGGGCUUUCAGAAAGCAAAUGGCUGAGAUUCAAGCAACACUUUCUUCCUUCAAGUUCAGUCAGAUCGGGAGCCUCUAUCAGAAUAAAGAAACGUCCGACUUCUUCAUCGGCCCAGAGACAGAGACUGGCAAGGGACCUUGGAGCUCCUCACUGGAGUAUUAUCAAGAUCUCUCAAACCACGCUCUCCAAGUCUGCGUUCAGCACGCGUCGCCCGAAGUCAAAACAGCUUCUUCAUUCGCAAAUCCGAUCCUCUUCAGACAUCUCAUGUCCCUAUAUCGUCAACAAAAGCCCAGCAAAGAAUCCUUCAGCCUUGUCAAUCGCGACUUCGGAGCCCACAACCUUCUGGUCAAUGAGAAUUUCCAGAUCGUCGGCGUCAUCGACUUUGAUGGCGUGAUGGCGGCCCCCAUCGAAGUUGUCGCCCAGUACCCAGUCUUGACGGGGCUGAAUCGAGAGCCCCCAGGGUGUGUCGAGACGAGACCCGCGGCUAUCGAGCGCAUCGAGAGAACGAAGCCGAAGCUCAUGGAAUACAAGGAAAUGCUGGCGGCCGCGGAACGCAAACUCGGGAAUGACGAUAAGGGAGCCACGCCGAUUGCGGACCUGUUGCUGUCAGAUGCUGCGAGUGUGUUUCAGGGCCUGGUGAGAUAUCAGGGCCACCAGGUUUUUGUCAACGAUCAGUGGAUGGAAGCUUACCUAAAGCUCAUCCGAGACCAUUUCCAGAAAGAUGGCUCUGCAGGUAAAUGA